AUGCUUACUCUUAAGCUAUUCGUUUACACAGUAGUGAUAUUUUUUGUUUCUCUCUUUAUCUUUGGAUUCCUAUCAAACGAUCCAGGACGAAAUCCUGGGCGUAAAGAAUAG
Molecule: messenger RNA, 111 nt
Organism: Cryptomeria japonica (Japanese cedar)
Lineage: Eukaryota; Viridiplantae; Streptophyta; Pinopsida; Cupressales; Cupressaceae
Source: the annotation of a RefSeq genome assembly